This is a messenger RNA of Sinocyclocheilus anshuiensis, 1950 nucleotides long. RefSeq names its product sodium-dependent neutral amino acid transporter B(0)AT1-like. Gene Ontology annotation, biological process: nitrogen compound transport; sodium ion transmembrane transport; neutral amino acid transport. The record is from RefSeq and is a predicted model, not a curated record. NCBI's taxonomy places the organism in Eukaryota, Metazoa, Chordata, Actinopteri, Cypriniformes, Cyprinidae. Gene Ontology annotation, cellular component: brush border membrane; plasma membrane; apical plasma membrane. The transcript has 12 exons. Bases 1 to 1950 code for a protein of 649 amino acids. Gene Ontology annotation, molecular function: neutral L-amino acid transmembrane transporter activity.
AUGAAGCUGAAGUUGCCGAACCCAGGUCUGGAGGACAGGAUCCUGAGCCAUGAUGAGCUGGAACACCUGGAGGUGGAGGAGGCUGGAGACAGACCCAAGUGGGACAACAAAGCCCAGUACAUGCUGACCUGCGUGGGGUUCUGUGUGGGUUUGGGCAACGUCUGGCGCUUCCCAUACCUGUGCCAGAGUCAUGGAGGAGGGGCUUUCAUGAUUCCCUUCCUAAUCCUGCUGGUUUUUGAGGGAAUUCCCCUCCUCCAUCUAGAGUUUGCCAUUGGUCAGCGGCUAAGAAAAGGAAGCAUUGGGGUGUGGAGAACUAUUAACCCCUACAUGCUAGGUGUUGGUAUUGCAUCUCUGUGUGUGUCCUUUCUGGUCAGUCUGUACUAUAACACCAUCAUAGCCUGGGUCAUGUGGUACUUCUUCAACUCCUUCCAGGAGCCGCUGCCUUGGAGCCAGUGUCCCAUCAAUGCCAACAGGACAGGACUAGUUUCUGAGUGUGAGAGGAGCUCACCUGUGGAUUAUUUCUGGUAUCGUGAGACUCUGAACACCUCAGCGGCCAUAGAGGAGACAGGAGGUCUGCAGUGGUGGAUGAUCCUCUGUCUGAUCUCAGCUUGGGGAGUGCUGUAUGUCUGCUGCAUCCGUGGAAUAGAGACGACUGGAAAGGCUGUUUAUGUGACGUCUACACUGCCAUACGUAGUUCUUACGAUCUUCCUGAUCAGAGGACUGACUCUGAAAGGAUCCGUUGACGGCAUUAAGUUCCUCUUCACUCCAGAUCUAAACGAGUUAGCAAACCCAACCACAUGGUUAGAUGCAGGUGCACAAGUGUUUUAUUCAUUUUCUCUGGCUUUUGGAGGUCUCAUCUCCUUUUCCAGCUAUAAUUCUGUGCACAAUAACUGUGAGCAAGAUGCAGUAAUCAUCUCCAUCAUUAAUGCCUUUACCUCGAUCUACGCUGCCACUGUCAUCUACAGCAUCAUUGGGUUCAGAGCUACAGAGAGAUUUGAUGACUGUUUGAGUGGGAACAUCUUGACUCUUCUGAACACAUUUGAUCUGCCAGAGGGAAGCAUCACUCAGAGCAACUAUCAAGAAGCUCUCCACAGCCUUAAUACUACAAACCCUGAUAUCAUCAGCAGCCUUGCUCUUAAGACCUGUGAUCUAAACAGCUUCCUCAGUGAGGGUGUAGAGGGAACAGGUCUGGCCUUCAUUGUGUUCACUGAGGCUAUCACCAAGAUGCCACUGUCUCCGCUCUGGUCUGUCCUGUUCUUAAUCAUGCUCUUCUGCCUCGGUCUGUCCUCGAUGUUUGGCAACAUUGAGGGUGUUCUGGUUCCCCUGCAGGACCUGAAGGUCUUUCCCAAAAGCUGGCCCAAAGAGCUUAUUUCAGGGGUAACAUGCUUGGUGUGCUGCCUGGUUGGGCUGAUAUUUGUGCAAGGCUCAGGGAACUACUGGCUAGCCCUGUUUGACAGUUUUGCCGGCUCGAUUCCUCUCCUCAUCAUUGCUUUCUCUGAGAUGAUUGGAGUUGUGUAUGUCUAUGGGAUAGACAGGUUCAAUGAAGACCUGCUAUUUAUGAUUGGACAUAAGCCUAACAUCUUCUGGCAAGCCACAUGGAGAGUCAUAAGUCCCAUCAUCAUGUUAGCCAUCUUCAUCUUCUACUUCUCCACCAUAGUGACCAAGGAAAUCUUCUACAUUGCCUGGGACCCUGAAUCGGAAAACUUCCCAACCUUAGAGAAGAAGCCAUAUCCUUCAUGGAUUUAUGUAAUAAUCUUUCUCCUGGCUGGGAUCCCUAGUUUGUCUGUACCCGGCACUGCUGUUUUCAGAGCCAUACGAGAAUACUGCUGCAAGAAACACCCCAGUGCCCCAGUUCAAGAAAUUAAUUCUGGAUCUUACAAAGUUCAUAUACAGGAUGAAGAACUGAAGUCACAAAAGUCACAGAAAUCUGACCAAAAGUUCUACACAUGA